GAAGCGGCGGCGGGGACGACUCGGGGCCGAACCUUGGCGCGAGCGGGCGGCGCCAUGGAGCUAACGGCCCCUCCGCGGCCCUGGGCCUUCCUCUGGCUGGCGGCCGCGGCGCUGCUGCUGCCGGGGGCGGCGGCAUUACAGUGUUUUUGCCAUCUUUGUACAAAAGACAACUUUACAUGCGUGACGGAUGGGCUCUGCUUUGCCUCAGUAACACGGGCUCAAGACCGAGUAAUACACAAUAGUAUGUGCAUAGCAGAAGUGGAUCUGAUUCCACGAGACAGGCCAUUUGUUUGUGCCCUCUCAUCAAAGAAUGGAGUUGUUACUAGGCCUUACUGCUGUGUCACAGACUACUGCAAUAAAGGAGAACUUCAAAUUCCAACGCCAGUCCCUACUUCCGGAGAAUCCUCUUCUAAUCUGGGACCUGUGGAAUUGGCAGCUAUCAUUGCUGGACCAGUCUGUUUUGUUUGCAUUUCACUAAUGUUGAUUCUGUAUAUCUGCCAUAAUCGUACUGUCAUUCAUCAUCGUGUACCAAGUGAAGAAGAUCCCUCAUUGGAUCGCCCUUUUAUAUCAGAAGGAACUACUUUAAAAGAUUUAAUUUAUGAUAUGACUACUUCUGGCUCUGGGUCAGGUCUACCUUUACUUGUUCAAAGAACAAUUGCAAGGACUAUCAUACUUCAAGAAAGCAUUGGGAAAGGUCGCUUUGGAGAAGUCUGGCGAGGGAAAUGGAGAGGAGAAGAAGUUGCAGUGAAGAUAUUCUCUUCAAGAGAAGAACGCUCAUGGUUUCGUGAGGCAGAAAUUUAUCAAACUGUUAUGCUACGUCAUGAAAAUAUCCUUGGAUUUAUAGCGGCAGACAAUAAAGACAAUGGUACAUGGACUCAGCUCUGGUUGGUGUCAGAUUAUCAUGAGCAUGGAUCACUCUUUGAUUACCUAAACAGGUAUACCGUUACUGUGGAAGGAAUGAUAAAGCUAGCUUUGUCCACUGCCAGUGGACUUGCACAUCUUCACAUGGAGAUUGUUGGCACACAAGGAAAACCAGCCAUUGCUCAUAGAGACUUGAAAUCAAAAAAUAUAUUGGUGAAAAAGAAUGGAACGUGUUGUAUUGCGGAUUUAGGACUGGCAGUGAGACAUGAUUCAGCUACAGAUACAAUUGAUAUUGCCCCAAACCACAGAGUGGGAACAAAAAGAUACAUGGCUCCUGAAGUCCUAGAUGAUUCCAUAAAUAUGAAACAUUUUGAGUCAUUCAAGCGAGCCGACAUCUAUGCGAUGGGAUUAGUGUUCUGGGAAAUAGCACGGCGAUGUUCAAUUGGUGGAAUACAUGAAGACUACCAGUUACCAUACUAUGACCUAGUCCCUUCAGAUCCGUCAGUUGAAGAAAUGAGGAAAGUUGUUUGUGAGCAGAAGCUGAGACCCAAUAUUCCAAACAGAUGGCAAAGUUGUGAGGCAUUACGAGUAAUGGCCAAAAUUAUGCGUGAAUGUUGGUAUGCCAAUGGAGCAGCCAGGCUAACAGCUUUACGCAUUAAGAAAACAUUAUCACAGCUCAGCCAACAGGAGGGCAUAAAAAUGUAAUCCUGGAUUUACUACUGAAGAGCGCUUUAAAGAUCCAUAGCUGAAUCUGGGUGGCAUGUUCAGAAGGUUAAUAGCUCUACCUCACUGAGGGAACAGAAGGAUAUUGCUGCCUUUUGAUACUUUAUAGGAACAUCAGUUGUUAGCCCCGGGAUUUCUGUGAACAUGGUAAACAGUUGUGUUUGGGUCUUUUUUGUGCACUAUGAACACCUCUUUCCCAGGACAAUUACAAAACAUUGUGUAGUCUAGCUUUAUUUUUAUUAACAUGUAACUCUAUUUUAAAAGUUGAUUACUGGUCUUAACUUUUCAUUAACUGUGCUGAAGACAUGAAGAUCAUUAAGGUUUUGGAGCUGGUUCACUACAUUGUAUACAGUGCAUUGAGGGUUCUUAAGUGAUUUUAUUUGUGGUUGGUACAACUGAGUAUUCUGAACCACUGCAAAAUUUUUCUUUGAUUCAGGUUUUGAAUGUAUUAUUGCAGUAUAACUUUCUAGCUAUUAAGCUUACAUCUAUUGACACCUACCUUGAUUUACAAAAAUGACCUCAUUCACUUGUGGGGAACAUAAUUUAUGCAACUAUAUUUUGUAUACUGUUACUGUGCUUUCACUUAUUCAGAACAUUGCAUUGCCUUCAAAAUAGAUUGUACUAUACCAGUAAGUGCCACUUCUGAGUCUUUAUAAUGCAAAUCAAUAGGAACAUACAAAGUUUAUGGUACUUGUGGUUUCAAAACAGAGUUCAAAAAUGGAAUUAUUCCUUUGCUUAAUGACAUAAUUAACUCUCUAUUUGGCAUGUAGCUGCAUCAUUCUUGGAAUAACUUUUUUACCAAGAUCUGAUUCUUAAACCACUGUAUGAAUUUAAAUGGUAUGCAAGGUAGUUAAUUCAGUGUUAUGUUCUAGAACUGUGCAUCACAUGUAAUAAGUUCUAAUUAUUAUAUCGAAUAAGAAUUUUUUUUAAUGAAUUGGCACUCUUAAAAUGUUUGUCAUACUCUUAUCUAAGGCCUGGUCUACACUAGCAAGAGGACUAAAGGUUUUUAAGAUAAAAGGGAAGAAGUUUUACUCUUUGAAGUCAUUUGUGAGAGAUUUACUUUUCAGUUCCUCAAAGUCUUUCCUUUUUCUUCUCGAACAGUAUUAUUUGCAAGACAAGAAUUAACUUUAUCUAUAAUUAGAGAUGAUUAACUGUAAUAUUUGGGCUUGUUUUAUUAGGAAGUUAAAAGCUGCUCUCAAAUUAUACAUGCAUAUACUGUGUGUAUGUGACAUACACACAGUGGUGAGCUGCAAGACUUUGGAUACACACACCAGAAGGUUCUGGUGCCCUUGUUAUAACUACAAGAGCAAAGAUAGUUUGUGUUGUCAUUAGAACCCUGAAAAAAAUAUGCACAGAUUUACUCAACCUUCAAAUCUCCAACAGGUAUAUCUUUUUUCACAGGAUUUUAACAAACUUUUAAGAUGCAGAUUGUAUCACUACCUGUCUGAAUGUCUCUUAAAAUUGUUAAACGCAUGGGGGGCGAGCGGGAAAUCGGGAGAAUAAUCUUUGUCCUGAAACUCAGUUUUUAACCAUUACAAAUAUCUGCUUGGGUAGCAGGCAUUUGCCUAAUGUUAACUUUACUAAUGCACAAAAAAAAAAAUGGAUUGCUAUAUGCACAACAUAUCUCUCUCUCUCUCUCUCUC
Messenger RNA from Terrapene triunguis (Three-toed box turtle), 3227 nucleotides. It is a transcript of the gene TGFBR1, whose product is annotated as transforming growth factor beta receptor 1. The record is from RefSeq and is a predicted model, not a curated record. Gene Ontology annotation, molecular function: SMAD binding; transforming growth factor beta receptor activity, type I; activin receptor activity, type I. Lineage: Eukaryota; Metazoa; Chordata; Testudines; Emydidae. The transcript has 9 exons. Gene Ontology annotation, cellular component: activin receptor complex; plasma membrane. Bases 55 to 1566 code for a protein of 503 amino acids. Gene Ontology annotation, biological process: protein phosphorylation; nervous system development; cellular response to growth factor stimulus.